This is a messenger RNA of Alosa alosa (allis shad), 3745 nucleotides long. RefSeq names its product LIM and calponin homology domains-containing protein 1-like. NCBI's taxonomy places the organism in Eukaryota, Metazoa, Chordata, Actinopteri, Clupeiformes, Clupeidae. Gene Ontology annotation, biological process: regulation of cell adhesion; regulation of signaling. The record is from RefSeq and is a predicted model, not a curated record. The coding region runs from base 122 to 2158 and encodes 678 amino acids. The transcript is spliced from 12 exons.
CGUCAAGGACUUCCUAAACUUUUCAAAAAAAGGAUUAACAGAAGCCCAACUUUUAUUUUUCAAGUCGGAUUCGUACACACAGGUGUUGGCAGUGACCUAGGUCGAAUUUGGCUUCACAGUUAUGGAGAAUAAAGACACAAGUUAUCAUCGUUCUUCGGUCAUUACACCAAGGGUAACCACUCAGUUCAAUCAGUUCCUGCCUUCCAAAGACAAAACAACAGGGUAUGUUCCAGCUCCUCUGCGAAAAAAACGUGCUGAGCGAAAUGAAGACAACAGAAGAAGCUGGGUCCGCCCUGGGUUUACAGAAGAGCAAACGAUUUUCAGGAGUAAAUCAAUGACUGACAUCCCAGUGAACCAGAAUGCAACAACAGCAACAAGGUAUGAGGAGCUACAGAGUAUCCGGCAACAAAUGAAGGAAAGUGAGAAUCACUGGCAAGACGAUCUCACCAAGUGGAAAAAUCGGCGGAAAAGUGUGAAUUCUGAUAUUGUGAGGAAGAAAGAGGAAAGAGAGAAGAUUGAGCUGAUCACCAGUGGCAGAGGAAUCGAGACAUCCACAACAUUUGAGAUGCAGGAGAAGAGAGAGAAGGAACUGAAGGGCCCUUUCAACAAAGGACUCAGACGCUCGGCCACUCAGUCAUCAGAGGAAACAAAGCCAGUGUCAAAGGGCAGACCUGUAUCAGUCUACAAAGAGACAGUCAGUAAAGUAUUUGCCCAGGACACACCAGUCUCCCACUCUGAUCCAGCCAUAACAACAGAUUUCUCCAGCUCUUCAGAAUCAGAAUCAGAACCACCUACCCAGGACAGCUUUUCCCUGCCCUCUCAAAGGUUAAUUAGAUCACAGACACUGUCAAGCCUACCAAGUAACAACAGUCCCAAAGCACAAGACCACUUUGAUUUCAGCAGUAACAGACCCAAAUCUAGUAUCACAUCUAUUCCUAGCCACUUCAAUAGUGUGGCAGUCCAAAGUGUUCGGGAAGAUCCAGGGUCGAACAAAAGUUCUGAUAGCACCAUUUUGCCAGAACAGCCCACUUAUCUUUUUGGGAGAGCAGCACAAGAUCCCAGUUUAACCUAUUUCAACAAGACUGCGGUGUCAACCUCUCUUCCCACAAAUGCUCAAAGAUCCAACAGUGCACGACUAACAUCCGUGGUUACUCCCCGCCCAUAUGGAACUCAGUCUACAAGACUCACUUCCUUACCUAGGAAAUUUACUGAGGUGAAAACACUGGACCAGAACAGCUUUGGUAUCAAGCAGGACAGCUUUGGUAUCACUCAUGUUCCCCAAUUAAACCAACCGAUAGUUCCAAGUGAUGGGAAAUACCAGGAGGAGAUGGAUAGGAGGAUGACACAAGAGGAGUGUAACCCGUGUCUAACAGGAGACCAGGAAAGGCAAAGGACAGAUCAGAAGAAGUAUCUUGCAGAACAGUUGAGCUCGAAGAAUAAAGAUGAUUUGAUUCAAACAAACAAGGAAGAUGAGAGCACUACAGAGAGGAAGCAUGUGGACGAGAUGGAGAAAUGUUGGCUGGAAAAGGAAGAUGAGGCUACAACACAUCAAGAUAGGAAAGAAAUGCUACAACCGCAGCCGCAGUGGGCAAAGUCAGAAUCCAUGCUGGCAAUCGAUGAAGUUGAAAAACCCAAAGCUCAGGUUAAAAAUAGGGGAAUGACUGAAUGGCUUCUUGGAGAGGAAAUGAAGAGAAAGAGGAAUACUGAGGUCCGCAGACAGCAGGCUGCUGCAGAACUGGAGGCUGAAAGGAGAAACAUUGUUAACGCUAUGAGAUUUAGAGAACCAGAGAGAGUGGUGAACAGUGGCAGAAACUCUUGGAAUAAUGAUCCAACAAAUGAAUUUUCAUUGGGCACCUUGGAGGACAGCUGGAUGCAGCAACAAGCCAGCAGUGCCAGCAAGGAAGCUGUGGACCAAAAUAGGAGGUCAGUCAGUGGCAAGAAAAUAUGUUCAUCCUGUCACAAACCCCUUGGCAAAGGAGCAGCCAUGAUCAUAGAGUCACUGGUGCUGUGUUAUCAUUUGACUUGUUUCAAGUGCAACAAUUGCCAGUCUGAACUUGGUGGAUCAGAAGCUGGGACUGAGGUCAGAAUAAAAAAUGGACAGCUCUACUGUAGCUCAUGCUAUGUGCAACUAAAAACUGGUCAUCCCACUGUCAUGUGAUGUUCUUCAUGGAAUGCUGUUUGAGGAGGAACCACUUCAAGAAGAAAAACGUAUGAACCCUGGCUUCAACUCCUGUUUAGUAUAUUGAAUAUUGAUUUUUUCAUAGUUGAUAAUGGUCAUUGGACCAGAUGGUGGUACAACAACAAUGUGAUGCUUAUAAAUUACUGCAGUUGAACGUUGAUCAGCUUUAGGCAAUAUAAUACAAUUGAAUUAGCCUUCAAGGGAUUUGUCGUUAGUUGCGUUUCCAUCCAACUCAUUCUUAAGCACAUUCAUUUUUACAUACAAUUUGGCUACAAAAGGCUAAUUAAAAAUGGAUAUUUCAUAAUUAAGGGUACAAUUCUGAACAGCUGUUGGAUCAAUAAGUAGGAUUGUGUAUUCACAUUUUAAGCUAAUUUAAAAUGUUUCCAGUCAGGAGUUCAAUGGUAACUAGGUAGUGUCAGAGUAGAAGAUUUCAAUGGGCAGGAUUCUUUUGAUAAUUUGAUUUAAGUUGUCUUACUUGUGCAAUUUGAGAAUGAGGUGUUUAUAUAAAGUGUUAAAAAAAAUUGCUUGUACAUAAUAUUGGACGGGUGCAUGCACCUGCAGAUAUUGUUUUAAGUAUAAUAUGCAGCACAAUGUCUGCAAGUUGUAUUGCACUGUUGUUAUCACACAAAUUCAUUAUUUAUGUCUUGACUUAUGAAACUGCAUUACCCCAGAAAUAAGAGGGUCCAUAAUAUUUGCUUUAAUAUGGGAUGAAUAUGAGGUUUAAUUACUGUUUUGUUUGUGACUGAUUUGGUCUUCAAAAGCAAGUUGAUCCUCAUUUUGCAUGACCAAAACAGUAGAAAAGCACUUCGACCACAGUCUUCUCUUUCAUCUUGCAAAUUCCAAUAUGCUAGUCCAUGUGGUGGAGCAGAGUACAUAAAGUGGAAACAGUUAGAUCUAGAUCCAGCUCUUCUUCCUGGAUCUUGUGUUCUGCAGUGAGGACCAUCUCCAGUUUUUAAAGUACAGAUUUGUCCAUUUUCAUUGUGCCAGAUUGAAUUUACAAAUAGACCAAAGUAAGCAGGGCUACCCUGUAGUUAGUAUCAACAAGUGGGGCAGUGGUAGGAUAGUGGCUAAUGAGCUGGGCUAGCUUGCAGUUAUUUGAAAAGUUAAGGGUUCAAUUCCCAGCUUCCACGGUUGAACUUUGAGCAAGGCACUUAACCGUGAGUAAGCUUAAAUUAAGUCCUACAUGGGUCUGUUGGCCCUCUAAGUCAAUGUAAAUAGAAAUUGAUGUCCAUGGAAAUGGCAAUGUUAGCCAAUAUAUCUUUUUUGUAUACUCCUACAGAGGGAGAGGAGUAUGAAAUCAUUUAACUUAUUUUUCCUCAACUAAUCAGGUUUCUCUCUAGACCCUUUAAAACUAUUUUGGGAACCAGUGAUAUUUAUGACAUUGACCAUUGUUUUUAUUUCAGAGCCAUUAGCUUUAUUUUACUUUCAUUUACACUCUGUCAAACAGCAGACAUACUUUGGGAGAUGGGAAAUGGUUAUAAUCAAAGAUGUUCAAUAUUGAUUUUUCUUUCUUACAUGGGAAAUGUGUUUAUCAUUUGACUGCAUCAAUAAAAAGAGGAAAACUUC